AUGUCUAGGAGAAACUUGACUUCAGGCUCGCCAAACUCUUUGGACGAGGAAUCAAACCCUUUUAACGAUCAACGCUCCUAUUCCGAUUCUGAAUCAGAUUCCGAUUUUAACAGAACAGGUCAUCACAACACAAAUAACAACAACAACAACAGCAGCAGCAGCAACAACAACGACGCACAAAUGAACAAUGUCAAUAACCCUGCAAACGAUAUCAUGGCCUCUUCUGCCAAUAAUGCCUCCAAGCCUUACAUUGACUACUCAGGCUUCUACUCUCAGCAAAAUUCAAACUCAAAUAUUAAUUCGGUUAACAACUCCGUUAGCAACAUUCAAAACCCUGCCUCUAACCAAAAUAACGUCAAUAAUAAUAUCGCCAACACCCCAAUAUCCCCAAACACCCCUUCAAACCCCCACGAAUCUUUGAUUCCUCAUGAAUUUGACCGCUACCCUUCACUUAGUAAUGGUGGCAAUCAAAGAGUAGCCUCCAUGGCCUUUUCCAUUAACUCUAGAAACUCAUUGUUGGGAGGUCCUGGAGCAAACGCUCACAAUAAAAGCUCAGAUAUGUCGGAUACCUCGUCGAUGUCAGAUCGCUCCACCAACCCUUUCUUAAUCGACGCCGAUUUCUCGCCUUUUGGUGGGUAUCCUGCUUCGUCAUUCCCAUUACACAUCGAUGAAAAAGAACCAGAUGACUACUUGCACAACCCUGACCCUAUCGAAGAUGCAAAAUAUGAUCAUGGUAGAAUGAUGUUCGACUUGAAGACCAUGGAUAAACGUUCUGGUUUUGGGCUUGUUGGCUUGGUUUGCCUUUUGAUUGGCGCCAUCAUGGUUUUCGUCGUUUACCCAGUGUUAACCUACUCGGGGAUCCUUGACAAGAGCGCCCCAGUCACUUACGAAAUCUUAACCAAAUACACUUAUCCACAAUUAUCUGCCAUCAGAACCAGCCUUGUUGAUCCAGAUACCCCAAAUUCCGCAUUGACCAAAACCGCCCGUGACGGCUCCAAAUGGAAUUUGGCAUUUUCUGAUGAAUUCAAUAAAGAAGGCAGAACUUUCUACGAUGGUGACGAUCAGUUCUUCCUUGCUCCUGAUUUCCACUAUGCCGCCACCAACGAUUUAGAAUGGUAUGAUCCGUAUGCUUCUAGUACUGCAAACGGUAGUUUGAAUCUCAGAAUGGAUGCUUAUAAGAAUCAUGACUUAUUUUAUAGAUCAGGAAUGGUGCAAACUUGGAAUAGAUUGUGUUUUACUCAAGGUAAUUUGGAAGUUGGUGUCAUGUUGCCAAACUAUGGUAACGUUACUGGUUUGUGGCCUGGUAUUUGGACAAUGGGUAAUAUUGCUCGUACCGGUUAUUUGGCCACCAGUGACGGGGUUUGGCCUUAUUCGUAUGAAGAAUGUGACGCGGGAAUCACCCCAAAUCAAUCUUCUCCUGAUGGGAUCAGUUAUUUGCCUGGUCAAAGAUUGAAUUCUUGUACUUGUAAAGGGGAAGAUCAUCCAAAUAGAGGUACCGGUAGAGGGGCUCCAGAAAUUGAUGCCUUGGAAGGGGAAAUGGAUACUACCCUUGGGGUUGGUGUUGCUUCUCAAUCUUUGCAAAUGGCUCCUUAUGAUAUCUGGUACUACCCAGAUUAUGAUUUUGUGGAAAUUCAUAACUCAUCUAUCUCCUCAAUGAAUACCUAUACCGGCGGUCCUUUCCAACAAGCCGUUUCUGCAACUUCAACAAUGAACAUUACCUGGUAUGAAUUCGGUGACACUGGUGGAGUCCACCAAUUCCAAAAAAUUGGUUUUGAAUAUUUAAAUGACAAUGAUGAUGGUUACAUCCAAUGGUUUAUCGGUGACGAUCCAACUUUGACAAUUCACGCAAAAGCUUUACAUCCAAAUGGUAAUAUUGGCUGGAGAAGAAUUACCAAAGAACCAAUGUCUAUCAACUUAAAUUUGGGCAUUUCUAACAAUUGGGCUUAUAUCGAUUGGGCUUCUCUUCAUUUCCCAAUGACUAUGAGAAUUGAUUAUGUGAGAAUUUACCAACCUGAAGGCGAAGAAAACAUGGGUUGUGAUCCGGAGGAUUAUCCAACAUAUGACUAUAUUCAAGAUCACUUGAACGCCUACAGUAAUCCUAACUUGACUAGUUGGGAAGAUGCUGGAUACUCAUUCCCAAAGAAUAAAUUGACCGGGGGCUGUACUUGA
Messenger RNA from Saccharomycopsis crataegensis, 2169 nucleotides. It is a transcript of the gene KRE6, whose product is annotated as beta-glucan synthesis-associated protein KRE6. The record is from RefSeq and is a predicted model, not a curated record. The coding region runs from base 1 to 2169 and encodes 722 amino acids. Gene Ontology annotation, molecular function: glucosidase activity. Gene Ontology annotation, cellular component: endoplasmic reticulum membrane; plasma membrane. Gene Ontology annotation, biological process: fungal-type cell wall organization; (1->6)-beta-D-glucan biosynthetic process. NCBI's taxonomy places the organism in Eukaryota, Fungi, Ascomycota, Saccharomycetes, Ascoideales, Saccharomycopsidaceae. The transcript has a single exon.